Nematolebias whitei (Rio pearlfish) is the source of this 2088-nucleotide messenger RNA. RefSeq names its product N-glycanase 1 (gene ngly1). Gene Ontology annotation, cellular component: nucleus; cytoplasm; cytosol. The transcript has 12 exons. Gene Ontology annotation, biological process: glycoprotein catabolic process; protein deglycosylation; protein quality control for misfolded or incompletely synthesized proteins. The coding region runs from base 58 to 1962 and encodes 634 amino acids. Gene Ontology annotation, molecular function: peptide-N4-(N-acetyl-beta-glucosaminyl)asparagine amidase activity. The record is from RefSeq and is a predicted model, not a curated record. Lineage: Eukaryota; Metazoa; Chordata; Actinopteri; Cyprinodontiformes; Rivulidae.
GUUAGCAUUAGCUAUCUUUCGGAAGUGGUUGUGAGUGUUUAGUUUUUCCACCGAAAAAUGUCUGUGUCACCAGCAAUCACGUCUUUGUGUGAGAAUCCAAAUGAAGUCUUCCUGGAUGUCGCAAAGUUGUUACUGACAUACGCGGACAAUAUUCUUAGGAACCCAAAUGAGGAGAAGUAUAGAUCGAUCCGUAUCGGCAAUCCCACUUUCUCUACCAAGCUGCUGCCCAUCAAAGGUGCUGUGGAAUGCCUCUUUGAGAUGGGAUUUCAGGAGGCUGAGACUCACCUGGUCUUCCCCCAGUCUGCUUCAGUUGAACAGCUGAGGCUCAUCAGGGAAUCGAUCGCUGCAGAGCUGGAUCUGAGGAUGCGUACGGACCCUGCUGCCCCACAUGCUGUGGCCCUACCGAUGGCACCACACAGCUCUGCUGCUGCCACCACCCGCCCAGCGGCCCCGCCUGUGCAGCAGCCAUCUUCCCUGGACAGCAGCAUGAGUUUCUUGGUGACUCUUCAGUCCAACUUCCAGCAUGUUCUGCAGUAUGAAAAUCCCAAGCUGCAGCAGAAAACCAGGAGUGUUAUCCCUCAGCAGCAGCUGGUGUCUGCAGCUCAACACAACCUGAACGAGAUGAAAGAGGCUGACCCAGGAUGUAAACUAGGACUGGAAGACUUCCUGGUUCUGGAAUUACUCAGGUGGUUUAAACAGAACUUCUCCUGGGUGGACUGUUUGCCCUGCAGCCAGUGUGGAGGUCCCACGCAGCAUGGCAGCUCCCUCAGUCCCACUGCUGAAGACCUCCGCUGGGGAGCUCAGAGGGUGGAGAACCACUUCUGUGGGAGCUGUCAGCUCUCCACCAGGUUUCCUAGGUACAAUCAUCCAGAGAAGCUUCUGGAAACCAGGAGGGGGCGCUGUGGAGAAUGGGCCAACUGUUUUACACUGUGCUGCAUAGCUGUGGGCCUGGAGGCCAGGUACAUCUGGGACAGCACAGACCAUGUGUGGACAGAGAUUUUCUCGGUGUCGCAGCGCCGCUGGCUGCACUGCGACUCGUGUGAGAAUGUGUGUGAUAAACCUCUGCUGUACGAGGUUGGCUGGGGGAAGAAACUGGCCUACGUUCUGGCUUUCUCUAAGGAUCAGGUGGUUGAUGUGACAUGGAGGUAUUCCUGCAAACAUCCAGAGGUUUUGUCAAGAAGAACAAGGGUCAAGGAGGCCUGGCUUCUGCACACCAUUAAUCGGCUGAACGCUGCUAGACAGCAGUCCCUAAGUCUAGACAGGAAGACGGAGCUGACAGAGAGACUGCUGGUGGAACUGGUGGAGUUCAUUUCUCCAAAGAAACCAAAAGCAGGAGAACUGGGGGGGCGUAACUCUGGCUCUCUGGCUUGGCGGCUAGCACGAGGGGAGACCGAAGCAGCUGAAACCAAGACAACCGCACAGGUGUCAGCCUUUGUGUUCACUCCAACUGAAAAGGAAAAGAAGGAGCGAUUACUACACGUCCGCUACGUGUCCUCCAAGGACCAAUACUGCCGAGUGUCCAGCUGCUCUGAAACCAUCCAGAACUGGGACCAGUGUGUGUGGGACAAGGAGUCUGUCUUCAGAAAAGUGGAAAAUGACUGGAAGAUGGCAUAUAUAGCCAGAACAGAAGGCUCUCUUGUUGGAAAGAUUAGAUGGAAGUUUGAUUUUGCUCCAGCAGGACUGAAAAUAAAGUCUGUCUCCAUCAUGGCCUACAGCCAGACCUUCCAGUCUGGGAAAGUCUGCUGGCUGUUGCAGUCAGGCCAGUCUUCUGCAGAGUUUCCUGGAGAUGGGACACUCCAGUCAUUUCCCAGCUGGUCUAGCUCCUCAGAGCUCUUCGUUGUAGCAGAACUCAGCGGGGGGGAAGGUGAUCUGUCAUGGCAGCACUCCCAGCUCUUCAGACAGAGUUUAGAAGAACAAGAGGAGCCUUCGUUUGAAGUCAUCAUCAACCUCCAAGAUGAUUAAACUUUGUUUCUAUUUCAACAAUAGGACCUCCACAAACUGAGCUGUAGAAUGACUGUGGAUUAAAAGGGUUGGAGAUGGUUGAGAAGUCAGUGCAAUACACAUGCAAGUCCUCCAGGCUGUAUAAAG